Molecule: messenger RNA, 1713 nt
Organism: Glycine soja
Lineage: Eukaryota; Viridiplantae; Streptophyta; Magnoliopsida; Fabales; Fabaceae
Product: serine carboxypeptidase II-2
Exons: 10
Coding region: 59-1510 (483 amino acids)
Biological process (GO): proteolysis
Cellular component (GO): vacuole
Molecular function (GO): serine-type carboxypeptidase activity
Source: RefSeq, a predicted model, not a curated record
GCCCCGCGAGCCACGCACGAGUGCACGACCAUAGUAGUUUGUUUAUUUACGGAAUGGUAUGAGCUAUCUCUAUCCAGCGACAGAUCGGAGCAGACCCUGUAUGGAGUGGCGAAUGGCGCUGUGGUCUCAAAUUUUAUGCAUAGUCACUCUGCUGUUAUGCAGCGAUUGUGCAGCAUCUUUUGCCAAGGAGCAGCAAAAGGACCGGGUUGGUAGGCUCCCAGGUCAAGGCUUCAACAUCAGCUUCGCACACUAUGCUGGGUACAUCACCGUCAAUGAGAAAGCUGGGAGAACACUCUUCUACUGGUUCAUUGAGGCACUUGAAGAUCCUCAUUCUAAGCCCCUUGUUUUGUGGCUCAAUGGAGGGCCUGGAUGUUCGUCCAUUGCUUUCGGACAGUCAGAAGAAGUUGGGCCUUUUCAUAUAAAUUCAGAUAGCAAGACCCUCCAUUUCAAUCCCUAUUCUUGGAACCGAGUUGCCAACAUUCUUUUUCUUGACACUCCUGUUGGGGUUGGAUUUUCAUAUUCGAAUAACAAAUCCGACAUGCUGAUCAAUGGCGAUGAGAGGACAGCUGAGGACAAUUUAGUAUUUCUAUUGAAUUGGUUUGAGCGUUUCCCUCAAUAUAAAAGAAGCAACUUUUUCAUCAGUGGUGAGAGCUAUGCAGGGCAUUAUGUUCCUCAACUUAGCCAAGUUAUUGUAAAGUACAACUCGGUUACAAAAGAAAAUGCUAUAAAUCUGAAAGGUUUCAUGGUAGGAAAUGCUCUAACAGAUGAUUUCCAUGAUCAAUUGGGAAUGUUUGAGUUUAUGUGGUCAAGUGGUUUGAUUUCGGAUCAAACAUACAAGCUUUUGAACCUACUAUGUGAUUUUCAGUCAGUUGAGCACCCGUCACAUUCAUGCGAAAAAAUCUGGGAAAUUGCUAAUGAAGAACUUGGAAAUAUAGACCCAUACAGUCUCUUUACUCCUCCGUGCCAACAUGCUAAUGUUAGCCAGUUAAGUCGGCUGGUGAGAAGAAAGCAUAGAAUUGGUAGACUCAGUGCAGAGUAUGAUCCAUGCACUGAAAAGCACUCCAUUGUAUACUUCAAUCGACCUGAUGUCCAAACAGUUCUUCAUGUUGAUCCAGAUCAUAAGCCUGCUACAUGGGAGACCUGCAGUGAUGAGGUAUUUACAAACUGGAAGGAUUCUCCAAGAACAGUGCUCAAUAUUUAUCAUGAACUUAUUCAGAUGGGAUUGAGGAUAUGGGUGUUCAGUGGUAAUACAGACGUGGUAAUACCCGUGACAUCUACUCGCUAUAGCAUAAAAGCUCUCGACCUUCCUACUGUGAGUCCUUGGCGAGCAUGGUAUGAUGAUGGGGAGGUGGGAGGAUGGACUCAAGAAUAUGCUGGCCUUACGUUUGUGGUUGUAAGGGGUGCGGGGCACGAAGUUCCUUUGCAUUCACCAAAACUUGCUUUGACACUGUUCAAAGCCUUCCUAGCAGGAACAUCAAUGCCCAAUCUUGAGCUAGUCGGUGCCUCCUGAAUUUACGUUAAUAUUCUCCCUUUAAAUAAGUUCUAAUUGACUGUAUUUGACUGUUUCACAUGGGGAAUCCGAUGUUGAUUUCUUUUACGCGUUACUCAAUUUGUGUUUUUUUUUUAUGUACCAAACAAAAUAUUAGAUGUACCGAUUUAUGUUUUUUCUUUUCUUUAUAAUCUUUUUAAUAGUGCUGAAGUCAAAGUUGUGUA